GGCCGUGCAGCUGCCGCCGCCGCCUCCCGAGCCUGCUUACCCGGCUGUCCGCCUGCAGCAUGAGCGGCCUGCGCGUCUACAGCACGUCGGUCACCGGCUCCCGCGAAAUCAAGUCCCAGCAGAGCGAGGUGACUCGUGUCCUGGACGGAAAGCGCAUCCAGUACCAGCUAGUGGACAUCUCCCAGGACAACGCCCUGCGGGACGAGAUGCGGGCCCUGGCGGGCAACCCCAAGGCCACCCCACCGCAGAUUGUCAAUGAGGACCAGUAUUGUGGGGACUAUGAGCUCUUUGUGGAGGCUGUGGAGCAGAACACGCUGCAGGAGUUCCUGAAGCUGGCCUGAGGCUCUCCCGGACUUGGUCCCCAUGUCCUCCCCACAGCCCUCACCUGGCUCCGAGGACCGUGUGACCAAGCUGUCUGACAUUCCUAACCUUUUGGCCUUGGAGUCCCUCUCCCUCACCCUGGCCUCCCUUCCUUGCUCCAAGGCUGUCUCAGAAACUGUCUUAAGCAACAGCCCCAGUGCUGGCGGUUCUAGCCAGUCCUUGGGGCCGCCACCUGCCUGCCUGGCACUGACGGGGCACUUCUGCUGGUUCCCUCAGCCAGGGCUCUGCCAAAGGCCCCACAGUCCCUUUCCCAGGAGCACCCUGGAGACAAUUAAAUGCCCCCUAAUAGUGAAAAAAAAAAAAAAA
This is a messenger RNA of Ochotona curzoniae (black-lipped pika), 687 nucleotides long. RefSeq names its product SH3 domain-binding glutamic acid-rich-like protein 3. The record is from RefSeq and is a predicted model, not a curated record. Lineage: Eukaryota; Metazoa; Chordata; Mammalia; Lagomorpha; Ochotonidae. Gene Ontology annotation, cellular component: cytoplasm. Bases 60 to 341 code for a protein of 93 amino acids. The transcript has a single exon.